This is a messenger RNA of Chelonus insularis, 4486 nucleotides long. Its product is annotated as 5-oxoprolinase. The transcript is spliced from 20 exons. The record is from RefSeq and is a predicted model, not a curated record. NCBI's taxonomy places the organism in Eukaryota, Metazoa, Arthropoda, Insecta, Hymenoptera, Braconidae. Gene Ontology annotation, cellular component: cytosol. Gene Ontology annotation, biological process: glutathione metabolic process. The coding region runs from base 521 to 4402 and encodes 1293 amino acids. Gene Ontology annotation, molecular function: 5-oxoprolinase (ATP-hydrolyzing) activity.
UAUAUUCAAACUUUAAAGAAAAAACUCCAAAAGAAUAAUUGAUAACAAAUUAGUUGCGCACUCGCAGAGUGCCAGUGUUUCUCAUUAAAUUCUUCUAUUCAACAUUGAUCAAUGUUUGAUAAAUAAAUUACUUACUUCGUGGCAAACAAUAUUAAAUAAUAAAAGUUCUUCAAUAUUUUGUUCUCUGUAAUGAUUUUGUAAUUUAUUUAUAAUAGUUUUAAUAGGAAAUAAAAUGAAACAGGGUUAAUCUGUUCUCUUCACGUUUUGAUAUCAUCUUAAGCACCACUUUCACAUCAAUGAUUCCUAAACGUUCUAAAUGUGACAGUUAGUGUUAACUCGUGCGCUCGUUCAGACGUAUGAGAGGUUAUUAUUUCAUGAGUUCAUUUAAAAGAGUUGAUUUCUAAAUUUUUGUGAUCUUUUUAUUACUUAAUUGAAUAGUUGAUAAUACUUGAUGCAGUUAAAUAACGACGAUAAAUUCUGUUUAAAUUCAGAAUAGUGCGUCAACGUAAAUAUCACCAUAAUGACAAUCAUAAACGAUAAAUUUGGCUUCGCAAUAGAUCGUGGUGGUACUUUUACGGAUAUUUAUGCUCAAUGUCCUGGUGGUAAAAUCCGAGUUAUGAAAUUGUUAUCUGUUGAUCCUGCGAAUUACGAUGAUGCUCCAAGAGAAGGAAUAAAAAGAAUUUUAGAGCAGGAAACAGGAUGUUCCAUGAAAGAUGAAGUAGAUACUUCAAAAAUUGCUUGGAUUCGAAUGGGAACGACAGUCGCAACAAAUGCAUUGCUUGAAAGAAAAGGUGCUAAAAUGGCUUUACUGAUCAACGAAGGAUUCAAAGAUUUACUUUACAUUGGAAAUCAAGCACGUCCAAAUAUUUUUGACUUGGAAGUUGUAACACCAUCUGUUCUUUAUUCCAAAGUAGUAGAAGUUAAGUGUCGAGUAAUACCAGCUUUAUCAGGAAAAUGUUCUCUUGGCAGUUCAAGGUGGAGAAAAGUAAAAGGUUUGACCGGAGAAGAUUUAUUCGUUACUCAAGAACUUGAUGAGGAAACUUUGAGAAACAACUUAAAGUUUCUACAGGAAAGUGGAAUCGAGAGUUUGGCUGUUGUUUUACUUCACAGCUAUACAUACACCGAACAUGAGCGCCGAGUAGGUGAAAUUGCUAAAGAGAUGGGAUUCUCUCAAGUUUCUCUAUCUCAUGAAGUGAUGCCAAUGACUAGAAUUGUUCCAAGAGGGUUCACAGUAGCAGCAGAUGCAUAUUUAACGCCUCAUAUUAAAACUUAUCUACAGAGCUUCUCCUCUGGGUUUAAAAAUAAUUUAGCUGGUGUGAAUGUACUUUUUAUGCAGAGCGAUGGCGGCCUUACACCAAUGAAUUCAUUCAAUGGUUCUCGAGCUAUAUUAUCAGGGCCAGCCGGUGGUGUUGUUGGUUAUGCAAUGACUACGUAUCAUAGAGAAACCACAUUGCCUAUUAUUGGCUUUGAUAUGGGUGGUACAUCUACUGAUGUUAGUCGCUAUGGUGGUACCUACGAACAUGUAUAUGAAAGCACUACAGCUGGUGUUACUAUUCAAGCACCUCAGCUGGAUAUAAAUACUGUAGCAGCAGGAGGAGGCUCAAUGUUAUUUUUCAGAUCUGGUCUAUUUGAAGUUGGACCAGAAAGUGCAGGAGCUCAUCCUGGUCCUGCUUGUUAUAAAAAAGGAGGUCCUUUAGCUGUGACUGAUGCUAAUCUUGUCCUUGGACGGUUGCUGCCUGAAUAUUUUCCUAAAAUAUUUGGACCAAAUGAAAAUGAACCAUUGGAUAAAUCAGUGACUUUAAAAGCUUUUAAAGAAUUAACAAAACAAGUGAAUGAUUAUUUAUCAACACUUGAAAAUGCAGCAAAAACAGAAAUGACGAUUGAAGAAGUUGCUAUGGGAUUGAUUAAAGUUGCAAAUGAAACAAUGUGUCGUCCUAUUCGAGCACUUACUCAGGCUAAAGGAUAUAACACUGCAAUGCACGUUUUGGCAUGUUUUGGUGGAGCAGGCGGACAGCAUGCUUGUGCAAUAGCUCGGUCUCUGGGUAUGAGUACAGUUUUCGUUCAUAAGUACGCUGGUAUUUUAUCGGCGUAUGGAAUGGCUCUUGCAGAUGUUGUUGAAGAAUCUCAAGAGCCUAGUGCUGAAUUUUAUGAAAAAGAUUCUUUUCAACAUCUUGGAGAGCGCUUUGAUUAUUUAAAGGAAAAUGUCAAAAAAAAACUAUACAAUCAAGGAUUCACUGACGAUCAAAUAAAAUUUGAAUAUUAUUUACAUUUACGUUAUGAAGGUACUGAUUGUGCAUUAAUGUGUACUCCUAAAAUAUUAAAUACAAGUGAACAUGAAAAAGAAUGCCCAAAGUAUGGAGAUUUCGAAUCAACUUUUUUGGAACGAUAUCAAACAGAGUUUGGAUUUACAAUGCCAAGUCGAAAGAUUGUUGUAAACGAUAUUCGAGUUCGUGGAAUCGGUAAAUCAAAAAUUCCUGAAGAAAAAGAAUUACCAUCAGUAACUGAACCUCCGAAAAUUGAAAAAGUUGCAAAAGUAUAUUUUGAAGGUGGAUAUCAAGAUACCAAUGUUUAUCUAAUGCAUACACUAAUGCAUGGCCAUAUGAUCAAUGGUCCGGCAAUUAUCAUGGACAGCUUAAGUACAAUUUUAAUUGAGCCCGAUUGCACUGGCUGUGUUACAUCCCGUGGAGAUAUACGGAUAACAAUUGGAAAGGGCAAACGAUCGCUCGUUACCACAGAAUUAGAUACGAUUCACUUAAGUAUUUUCUCGCAUAGAUUUAUGAGUAUUGCUGAACAAAUGGGCAGAAUUCUACAGAGAACUUCUAUUUCCACCAAUAUAAAAGAACGACUUGACUUUUCUUGUGCUGUAUUCGGACCAGAUGGUGGUCUUGUAUCGAAUGCUCCUCACAUUCCAGUUCAUUUAGGUGCAAUGCAAGAGACGGUGCAGUAUCAAAUGAGAGCAUUUGAAGGAGUAUUCAGUCGAGGUGACGUAAUCCUGGCUAAUCAUCCCUCAGCUGGUGGGUCACAUUUACCGGAUUUAACUGUAAUUACGCCAGUUUUCUAUAGUGACUUGCCACAGCCCGUAUUUUUCGUAGCUAGCAGAGGUCAUCAUGCAGACAUUGGUGGUAUUACCCCAGGGUCAAUGCCUCCCCAUUCAACAUCCUUAAAUCAAGAAGGAGCUACUUUUAAAAGCUUUUUAUUAGUUCACAAAGGAAUUUUUCGUGAGAAAGAGUUAACAGAAGCUUUGAUGGAACCAGGGAAAAUACCGGGGAGUUCUGGAACUCGAAACUUGGCAGAUAAUUUAAGUGAUCUCAAAGCACAAAUAGCUGCUAAUCAUAAGGGCACGCAGCUGGUAAACGAACUCAUUGACAUUUAUAGCUUGGAUGUUGUCCAAGCAUACAUGGCUCAUAUACAGCAAAAUGCGGAACUAGCUGUGCGCGAAAUGCUCACGUCUGUAGGGAGAAAGUUGCUUCAUAAAACGGCAAGUACCACUGUCAGGGCCGUGGAUUAUCUGGAUGAUGGGAGUGUAAUUCAACUACGGCUUGAGUUCGAUGUAGAAAAGGGUCAGGCCAUUUGCGACUUUACAGGUACCAGCUACGAAGUUUGGGGUAAUUGCAAUGCACCACGUGCGGUUACGUUAUCAGCAAUAAUUUAUUGCUUAAGGUGCAUCGUUGGUCGAGAUAUUCCGUUAAAUCAAGGUUGUUUGAAACCAGUGCAAAUAAUAAUUCCCAAAGGAUCCUUGCUAGAUCCGUCAGAAGAUGCUGCUGUAGUUGGUGGAAAUGUUUUGACUUCUCAGCGAGUUGUUGAUGUAGUCUUUACGGCUUUCGGUGCUUGUGCUGCUUCGCAAGGGUGUAUGAAUAAUAUUACUUUAGGUACAGAUACAUGGGGUUAUUAUGAAACUGUCGCAGGUGGAAGUGGAGCUGGUCCAACUUGGGAUGGCAGAGGAGGAAUUCAUACACAUAUGACUAACACACGAAUCACCGAUCCGGAAAUUCUUGAAUUACGAUAUCCUGUUAUACUUGAACAAUUUUCUUUACGUCCGGGAAGUGGGGGAAAUGGCGCUCAUCGUGGAGGUGAUGGAGUUAUCCGGAAAAUGAAGUUCCGAUCAUCCAUGACGUUAUCUGUUUUGACAGAGAGAAGAUCUCACAGUCCACCAGGUUUAGAGGGUGGUUUACCAGGAGCUCGAGGACGAAACACUCUGAUAAGAGCAGAUGGUAGGAAAAUUAAUCUUGGGCCAAAAACUGCAGUACCUGUACUUCCGGGGGAUACAUUCCUGUUGGAAACUCCAGGAGGUGGAGGAUAUGGAACUCCUGGAACGAAGUCAUUAGAGGCACAAAGUGUACCAAAGAAAUUCGUUGAACAUGGAAGUGUGUUUGAAUAUCGAAAAGCACAAGAAUCUGUAUAAUUCUCAUAAUAAUUGUUUUUAUUUAUCUAAAGAAAUUAUGAUUUGUAACAAAUAAAAUUGAAAUAAUAUAUUUUAUUACUAUCA